Messenger RNA from Capronia coronata CBS 617.96, 2868 nucleotides. RefSeq lists its product as uncharacterized. Gene Ontology annotation, biological process: chromatin remodeling; regulation of DNA-templated transcription. NCBI's taxonomy places the organism in Eukaryota, Fungi, Ascomycota, Eurotiomycetes, Chaetothyriales, Herpotrichiellaceae. Bases 1 to 2868 code for a protein of 955 amino acids. Gene Ontology annotation, cellular component: nucleus; chromatin. The transcript is spliced from 2 exons. The record is from RefSeq and is a predicted model, not a curated record.
AUGGACGUGGAAGCGCAGAUGGAGUCCAAGGGGCUGCCCCAGCACUUCUCGACUUCAGAUCCAUCACAUGGCUCUCAUGUCACCGAGAACUUGGCUGCCUCAAUAUCCAACUCAGAAGCCAAGGUUGACAUAUCGCCUUCGAAACAGCCGGUCACCGAGUCACCGCUACCACCAGAACCCGCGCCCGCAGUGACUGAGGCAGUCGCAGAGAAACUGCCCGAGUCAGUCCCACAGGCAGCGUCUCAGCCUUCUACUGAGGCGGCACAGCCUUCCACCAACGGAGUUGAGCUGCCUGUCAGUGAACCAGCGCAAGAUCCUGCUAUUUCAGCUUCGAUCUCAGCUGUUCCUGACUCUCAACCUCAACCUACCGAAACAGAUACUGCAGCGACAGCAUCACUUUCUGAAACAAAAACCACCGAAUCCUUCGUCCCAUCGUCCAUCCCAACCGAGAUCCAAUCAUCAGCCACCACGGUGGAAGCGACUCAGCCAACGAUGGAUGUCUCCGAACCCUCUCCCGUACCCGCCCAAGCGCCAAUCUCGGACCUGCGCACUUCGCCUCAUGCGGAUGCGCUUACUCCUGAUGCCGUUGCCGAUGUCGAAGCUCGGAAGCACGAGUUGGACAACUCUGCAGAUGCGUUGACGGCGACUUCCAAACCCGAUGUCAUGGAUACCUCCUUCCCAACUGUCCCGGCCACAGCAGCGUUGACAGGCGAGGCCGACCAGCCAUCCGUUACGAAUAUUGGUCUUCCGUCGCCUCCGGCGCAGUCUCCACCAUCUGCACCUCAGCCAGCGCCCGCAACAUUGUCCGAGGAGAAGCCUGCAGAGUCCGCACCAGCACCUGUUUCCGCUCCUCUUCCAGCUGAGCAGCCGAAAGAGCCAGCUCCGACACCAGCAGCUCCAGCCCCAGCGUCGAUCGAACCAAAGGACCAGGUUAUGGAAGACGUGUCCUCUCAACCUGUUAAACAAGUCCAUGGACGCGAGGAUGACCAUGUCGGUGUGGAUGCGGAGCCUGCUGCGAAACGCGUCAGAACAGAAGAGCCACAAUCAAGUCAACAAGCCGAUUUCAAGGUCCCUGAUGUUCCUACGCCCUCUGCUCAGACGACCGCUCCAGCCUUGGCCAACGGCAACAACGCCACUGCUGCUGCCACAAACGGAAUUACGGACGGAGAUGAUAGUGUCACGCCGGCACGUUUGGCGCACAUGAGAAAAGUCAUUUCCAAUCUCAAGAAAAGCAACGCUUCUGCUGCCUUUAGAUUGCCCGUGGACCCGGUGGCGCUCAACAUCCCUAAUUAUCCUUUGGUCGUCACCCAGCCCAUGGAUCUGGGGACCAUUGAUCAGCGCUUGAAGCGCAACGAGUACACGUCAGUCUCUGCCUUUAUCAGUGAUUUCCAAUUGAUCGUCAGCAACUGCGUCAAGUUCAACGGCCCCGAUCAUGGGGUCACACAGUCAGCUAGAAAGAUGGAGAGCUCCUUCAACAAUCAAAUGCGGAAUCUGCCAAAGGCCACCAUCGAAGAACCUGCAAAGGACAACAAGAAGGCAGCUAAGAGACAUGAACCUACGCGAUCGGCUCCUCCUCGACGACCAUCGGUGAGCACGUCGACCGGUGCAGCCAGCUCACAUACUACACCUAAAGCUCCAGCUCCGUCGGCACCUUCGUUUGCUCCGGGCCCCGAUGGCAUCCCACUUAUCCGUCGAGACUCAACUAUGGCUGAUGGAAGACCCAAGCGAGCCAUUGUUCCAACCAAGCGCAACCAGGAAUUUGGAGGGGGCAGACCGAAGAAGAAGAAGUAUGAGCUGCAAUUGAAAUUCUGCGACCAAGUCUUGAAGGAGCUCAUGGGCCCCAAAAACUGGUACUUGAAUCAAUAUUUUACCCAUCCGGUGGAUCCAGUCGCCUUGAAUAUUCCAACCUACUUCCAGAUCAUCAAGAAACCAAUGGAUCUUGGCACGAUCAGAAACAAGCUUAACAAUAAUGUUUAUGAGAAAGCCAAGGACUUUGAGGAGGAUGUUCGGCUCAUCUUCAAGAACUGCUACAAGUUCAACCCGGAGGGCGACUUGGUCAAUACCGCUGGCCACCAAUUGGAAGAACUGUUCAACAAGCUGUGGGCUGGCAAAGAUGAGUGGAUCGCGUCGCGGGAACCACAAUCCGAACCCCAGUCAGAUGUCGAAGCGGAAGAUGAUGAAGAUGAGUCGGAGGAAGACGCAGAGGACAGUGAAGAGGAGCGCAACGACAAGAUCAAGCAACUGCAGAAACAAAUUGAAGAGAUGUCCAAACAAAUGGGCGAGUUGACUCAGAAGAAGCACAAGAAGUCCAAGUCACCACCUACAAAGAAGAGCAAGUCCAAGUCGAGCAAGAAGGAGAAGCCAGCAGCCAGCUUUCCCAAUCUUGGUAAGGACAAGAAAGAAAAGAAGAAGUCGGCCCCCAGAUCUAAGCCGGAUCGGUAUGUCACCUUUGCGGAAAAGCAAUACAUCUCCAACGGAAUUGCCAUGUUGCCAGAGAAGCAGAUGCAAGAGGCUCUCAAGAUCAUUCAGAACAGCGUACCGUCCUUGGCCAACAGCGACCAGAAUGAGAUCGAGCUGGACAUCGAAGAGGUGCCAAACCAGGCUCUUCUCAAGUUACUCAACUUUGUCAAGCGAUACGCUGGUCCUCCUCCCGAUGAGCCAAAGGUGGAACAGGCCGAUGUUUACGCCCCGGUCCAGAAGACGAAGAAGAGCAAGCCCAUGAGCAAACAUGAGCAGGAAGCACAGAUUGAGGAGCUGAAGGGCAAGCUGGGCGCUUACCAUGGUGCCAUCUCUCCCACUGCCGUUCCUUCCAUCGAAGAUGGUGAUAGUAGUGAUGAUGGUGACUCUGAAGAGAGUGAAGAAGAGUAG